Anopheles coustani is the source of this 1081-nucleotide messenger RNA. It is a transcript of the gene Rad51D, whose product is annotated as DNA repair protein RAD51 homolog 4. The record is from RefSeq and is a predicted model, not a curated record. Bases 83 to 1060 code for a protein of 325 amino acids. NCBI's taxonomy places the organism in Eukaryota, Metazoa, Arthropoda, Insecta, Diptera, Culicidae. Gene Ontology annotation, biological process: double-strand break repair via homologous recombination; DNA strand invasion; telomere maintenance. The transcript has a single exon. Gene Ontology annotation, cellular component: centrosome; replication fork; Rad51B-Rad51C-Rad51D-XRCC2 complex. Gene Ontology annotation, molecular function: ATP hydrolysis activity; single-stranded DNA binding; ATP binding.
AUUAAGUGCACUCUUUCGGUUCGUGUGGAUUGGUUGUUGGCAAAAGAAAGCUGCAUAUUAAUCGAGUACCGUACCCUGCCAAAUGGCAGCAACUCCACUUUCCAGUGUUGCACAUCCAAUGCUGACGGAAUAUGUUAUUAAAAAACUUCAUAAAAAUCGCGUGUCUACAGUGUAUAGUUUCGUCAAGAUACAAUCGGAUCAACUUGUUAAAAUUUCCAACCUCCCCACCGAAAGCAUCCAGGACUUAAAAAACUUUUUAGUCCAUCGUUUUGCCGGUUGCUUCAUUGAUGCAGCAGAAAUCGUAGAGAAUGCGGAAGGUCUCGUGAGUACAGGAAUUCCGUCGCUGGACACAUUGCUCCAAGGCGGCUUGAUGCCAGGGCAGAUAUACGAGCUGUGCGGUACGUCGGGCAGUGGAAAAACGCAUCUCUGCAUGACACUGGCUGCUAAUGUAGCAUUUCGAGAUGCAUCCUCGGUGUACUUCAUCGAUACGAAAUGCGAUUUUUCCGCAACCAAGCUGCAGCACAUUUUGGAAAGACGACACAGUGAACUUUCUGAGCGGGGUUUGGGUCACACCAUGGCCCGGAUAAAAGUGGAACGGAUACUGUCCCCCCAGUUAUUGGUGCAAACUAUCGACGAGCUUGCGGCAGGGAAGCAUUUAAAGAGCGAAUCGAGGGUAAAACUACUCAUUAUCGAUUCCCUACCCUCGCUGUGGUACCUGUUCCAAGAUUCUAAAAGCUCCUGCCAACCGCUGGGACUGUUAACCAAACUCGUCUGCUCCUUGCGCAAGUUGGCCAACGAACACUCAAUCGCGAUAGUUGUUGUCAACCUGGCCGUACGAAUGAUUGACACAAUGGAUGUACCAAACGCCGGCAAACGUAGAUCAAAUGGUGGAGGUGGUUAUCCAGCUUUGGGUCGCUACUGGGAAAGUGUUCCCGGAACGAGACUGCAACUGUCCACGACGGACGAGUCGGAUACACGGAUGAUAAAAGUGUGGAAAAGUAACUACCUUCGAUCAGGCGACAGAAUCGAAGUUCGGAUAAAUGAUGCCGGCGUUGGGUGAACAAACAGGUUGACUUUGGGG